Messenger RNA from Echinostoma caproni, 1008 nucleotides. Lineage: Eukaryota; Metazoa; Platyhelminthes; Trematoda; Plagiorchiida; Echinostomatidae. The record is from the annotation of a GenBank genome assembly.
AUGACAAAUUCGAAUCGACGAACUAAUAAAUCCUCCAUUGUUCCUUUGUACUAUGAGAUUAACAUAUGGGUGCACAGGUAUCCUGUGUUACUCGUCUCCUUACUUGUCACCUACAUCCCGGAUUAUCAGGCUGAUCAGAAACUGCCGUAUGAAGUUGGGAUUCUUCGCCAGUUCCCGUUCUCCUCCAGUCUGCAACGAAUGUCAGUGAUUGCACGGGUCCUAGACAGUUCGCAUUUCAGCGUGUACACCAAAGGUGCUCCAGAGACAAUUGAAUCCCUGUGCCGACGUGACACGAUUCCGUCAGAUUUUCACUCUCUUCUAUUGGAUUACACACGGGAGGGGUAUCGAGUUCUGGCUUUGGCUUGGCGCCCACUUAAAAUCUCCUACACGCGUGUGCUCAAAAUUCUACGGGAACGAGUUGAACAGGAUUUGCUGUUUCUCGGUCUGUUGGUGAUGGAGAAUCGGUUGAAACCUGAGAGCGCUUCAAUCAUACAGGUGCUCCGGAAUGCUAAUAUACGACCGAUCAUGGUAACCGGCGAUAACAUGCUCACCGCGGUAUCCGUCGCUCGGGAUUGUGAAAUGAUCGAUGAAUUAGAUCGCAUUGUGAUCGUGUCCGCAAAGCCACCACCACCACCGCCAUCGAUUAGCACGAUGAGCACAAUCGUCGGGGAUACGUCAAACGGAAUGAACCACGGAGAUUAUCAGUACUCUCAUGUGGCAUUUGUCACGCACCCCAGCGACGGUGACUCCAGGCUCCCCGGUCCAGCCAUGCCUGUUCUCUCCGGUGUCCGUUUGCAUGAUGCACACACAGAGCCAUUGGUUGAGUUUCACUAUGCCGAGGAUUUACACAAACCAGUGACUGAAGUCACAGCCACUGACGGUGUGUCUUCCCGCCAAUGGCAUUCGAAGCAUCGACGUGGCACUGCGGGUCUGCUCUCAGCACUCCGAAUCAAUGUGUCAAACAAUAGAACUUGGUUCCGACGUCGCACACAUCAUUGCAUUGUGUGA